UUGACUCCUGGUGCCGACAUCGAUCCCCUUUCACGACUUUCUUUACGACCACUACCUUCCCUCAAAAAUGGCAUCCAUUGGCACCCUCUACACCACCCCUCAGCAAGGCAAGGGCCAGCGGAUUCGUGCCGCUGCUGCCUUCGCUGGCUUGCAGCUAGAUUUGCCUGCUAGCUACGUCCACUAUGAAGACAAUAAGAAGCCUGAGUUCCUUGCGAAGUUCCCUCAUGGAAAGAUCCCCGCUUUGGAGACCAAGGACGGCUUCCACCUCUUCGAGGCCGUUGCAAUCGCUAACUACGUUGCGUCACUUGCUCUCAACUCUACACUCCUCGGAAAUAACAAGGAGGAGAGGGCUCUUGUUGACCAAUGGAUCUCGUUUGCUGACAGCGAGAUCGAUAACUAUGUCACUCUUAUUGCCCAGCUCUGCCAGGGUAGGCUCACGCCAUAUGCCAAGCCCAUCCACACUGCCUUCCUCGAGCGUGUGACUCGCAGUUUGAACACCCUCGAGAAGCACCUUUCCACCCGCACUUUCCUCGUCAACGAGAGAAUCACCCUCGCUGACAUCACCGUCGCCUCCGUCAUCCAACGCGCCGUUUCACUUGUCAUCGACGCCCCUCUUCGCGCCAAGCUCCCUAGCAUCAUCCGUCAUCUUGAGACUGUCGUGAAUCAGUCCGCAAUUAAGCCCAUUUUCGGCGAGAUUCAAUACGCUGAGAAGGCUAUCCAGUUUGUCCCCCCUCCUAAGGAGAAGAAGGAGCCCAAGCUUGCCGCUGCUGCUGCCCCCAAAGCUGAAAAGAAAGCUGAAAAGAAGCCCAAGAAAGAAGAGGACGAAGAAGAGGACGACCUUGUUCCCAAGGAGGAGCCCAAGGCCAAGAACCCUCUUGACUUCCUUCCCAAGUCCACCUUCAACCUCGAGGACUGGAAACGUGCAUACUCCAACAAGGACACUCGUGGUCCUGGAGGUGCCCUUGAGUGGUUCUACCAGAACUUCGACAAGGAGGGCUUCUCCGUGUGGCGCGUUGACUUCAAGUACAACGAGGAGCUCACCCAGACCUUCAUGUCCUCUAACCAGAUUGGUGGUUUCUUCAACCGUCUCGAGGCUUCCCGCAAGUACCUCUUCGGUUCCGUUGGUGUCCUUGGCCAGACCAACAACUCUAUCAUUUCUGGUGCUUUGAUUGCUCGUGGCCAGGAGAUCAAGCCUGUUGUUGAGGUUGCUCCUGACUUCGAGUCCUAUAUAUACACCAAGCUUGACUUGGAGAACCCCAAGGACAAGGAAUUCUUCGAGGGUGCUCUUGCCUGGGAUCUUGAGAUCGAUGGCAAGAAGUGGGUUGAUGGCAAGAACUUCAAGUAAAAACGCCUUCGUAUCCAUUGCUUGAUUUUCAUCUGCUUGUUCAUCAGAGGUGUAUCGAUUUACUGUUUUGCUAGAUGGUUCUUUCCUCGUCUUUCUUGCCAUGAUUGUAUCACCCCCGCCCGUUGUAGCCCUUCAGAAGUAGAAAAAGAAAAAUUGAAUACGAAGAAGUUUGAUCUUGCGUCAUCUAGUCAUUGCUGAGGUCAUGGUCGUGGCAGUUCUUUC
Somion occarium is the source of this 1567-nucleotide messenger RNA. Lineage: Eukaryota; Fungi; Basidiomycota; Agaricomycetes; Polyporales; Cerrenaceae. The record is from the annotation of a GenBank genome assembly.